This is a messenger RNA of Striga hermonthica, 567 nucleotides long. The record is from the annotation of a GenBank genome assembly. Lineage: Eukaryota; Viridiplantae; Streptophyta; Magnoliopsida; Lamiales; Orobanchaceae.
AUGUGGCGGGAAAUAAAAUCAGGGAACAAUUGGAAAUUUGGUAAUUUUAUCCCAUUAGCAGCGCCGCCACGUGAAUCCGAAGCGAAAGAGAUGGCAGACAAAGAAGAGAAGGAGAAGGAGUUGACGGAGAAGGUGGUGCCGGAGGCGGAGGAGCUGCCCAAGACCAUCGUGCGCCGCCUGGUCAAGGAGAAGCUCUCGCACCUCUCCGCCGACGCCGAGAUCUCCGUCCUCCGCGACUCGCUCCAGGCAUUCUCCGAAAGCGGCCGCAUCUUCAUACACUACCUCGCCGCCACUGCCAAUGAUAUGUGUAAGGAGUCAAACAGGCAAAUCAUCAAUGCCGAAGACGUGUUCAAGGCCCUGGAGGAAAUAGAGUUUCCAGAGUUUAUUGAACCUCUCAGACAGUCUCUUGAAGAAUUUAGGCAAAAGAAUGCUGAAAAGAAGGCUGCGUCGUCAAAGGCAAAAGAUUCAAACAAGAAUGCUAAGAGAAAAGAGUCCCCUGCAAAAAGUGAAGCCAAGAAAAAACGCCGUGAAGAUGACAACAAUGGAGACGAGAAUAAAGCAGGUUGA